Messenger RNA from Fusarium graminearum PH-1, 1404 nucleotides. RefSeq lists its product as uncharacterized. Bases 73 to 1023 code for a protein of 316 amino acids. The transcript has 5 exons. The record is from RefSeq and is a predicted model, not a curated record. Lineage: Eukaryota; Fungi; Ascomycota; Sordariomycetes; Hypocreales; Nectriaceae. Gene Ontology annotation, cellular component: nucleus; cytoplasm. Gene Ontology annotation, molecular function: RNA binding.
CCACUCUUCGUCGCCCUCAAUUUAUAUUAACGCCCCGGACGGAAGGCGAUUAGCCCAAGGCGACGACUAAAGAUGUCGGUUGUAACAAAGAACCCUUUUGCCUACCUCGGCAACGACAGUGACGGCGAGGAGAAGCCCGUCGUUCCUGUCAAGACCGUUGACAAGAACACUGCUCGCACUACUAAGCGCAAUGUCGAGCCCCAAGCUCCCGUAAAGGCCGCUGGUGCUGGAGGAAACCGCCGUGGCCCCGGUGGUAACGAGGGUGCUUUCCAGGACCGUGCUACUGGUAGCCGACGCAACCAGGGCCGAUCCACUGAGGAGACUCCCCGUGAUGGUCCCCGAGGCGGUGCUGGUGCCCGUGUCCGUGGUGGACGUGGCGCCAGACGCGCCCACGAGCGCGAUGACCGACACACCUCCAAGUUCGGUGGCCACGGUGGCUCCGACAAGCAGGCUGCCCAGUCCUGGGGUGCUAACGAAGGCCAGGCUGAGCUUAAGGACGAGCAGGCCGGCGAGGCUAUCGCUAAGGACGAGCAGAAGGACGCCGCUGCUGAAGAAGCCGCUGCCGCUGAGGCUGCCGCCGAGGAGGAGGCCGAGAAGCAAGUCUCCUACGAAGAAUACCUCACCCAGCAGGCUGAGAAGAAGGCCGCUCUUGAGUCUGGCCUCAAGGUCCGUGAGGCCAACGAGGGCAGCAAGCUCGACAAGAAGUGGGCCAACGCCAAGCCCCUCGAGAACGAGGAGGAGGAGUACUUCGCUGCCUCCGGAGGCAAGGCCCAGCGCCAGCGAGAGCGCAAGGUCAAGCAGACCGUUGACUUCGACCCCCGUUUCGUCGAGCCCGAGCGCACCCGAGGUGGUGCCCGCGGAGGCCGUGGCGGCCGUGGUGGCCGAGGCGGAGAGCGUGGUGGUGACCGUGGCCGUGGAGGUAACCGCGGCGGUCGCGGCGGCGCUCCUCAGGGAGCUGCUAAGGGCAAUGCUGCUAUCAACACCAACGACCAGUCUGCUUUCCCCAGCCUCGGCGGCAACUAGAUUGCCCAACGCCUGCCCGUCUCUCACCAGAGCGCGCCCAUAAAUCCCCUUGCCUGCAACGUCUCAUCAUAGCACGCAAUUCGCGGGUCAACGUCAUGCCCACAGCCUCCCUUUUUCCUUUUUUCUCGUCACGAUAUAAGAAGGGGGGAAGAUGCCAUAUUCGUUGUUUUCGACAGGUUGAAAUGAAAAAAAAUUAGUUGACCAUUGGUUUUUGCCCUGUGUCGGAUAUCAAUCAUGUCCCUCUCAGGGAAGUGCUUCGUGAUAUAGGGAGGAUUUGAGCUCUGUUCUCACUAGCUCGGCUGCACUCAGAAGUAUUUCUGUCCUCUAGGUCUUCUCAAAGGUUUCCGUACAAAAUUCAAUUGAAAUGCUCUUUUAAAUCUG